Penicillium concentricum is the source of this 1515-nucleotide messenger RNA. RefSeq names its product sugar porter family MFS transporter. Gene Ontology annotation, cellular component: membrane. The transcript is spliced from 5 exons. Gene Ontology annotation, molecular function: carbohydrate:proton symporter activity. The record is from RefSeq and is a predicted model, not a curated record. NCBI's taxonomy places the organism in Eukaryota, Fungi, Ascomycota, Eurotiomycetes, Eurotiales, Aspergillaceae. Gene Ontology annotation, biological process: carbohydrate transport; transmembrane transport. Bases 1 to 1515 code for a protein of 504 amino acids.
AUGAUGAUUACCAACAUUUAUGUUAUCACAGCUAUCGCGGUGAUUGGGGGCUCGCUAUUCGGCUUUGACCUAUCCUCGAUGUCUGCAAUCCUUUCGACCAAACAAUAUAGAUGCUAUUUUAAUCAGGGACCUAAUGGUCCCCCAUUCAAUGACGCCACCCACUGUUCGGGUCCAAGUUCUACGCUACAAGGUGGAAUCACAGCCUCUAUGUCUGGAGGUUCUUUCAUUGGGGCAUUGAUCUCGGGGUUCCUUACUGAUAUAUUCGGCCGAAAAUCUGCUAUUCAAAUGGGAUCUGUCAUAUGGAUUAUCGGAAGUACACUCUGUUCUGCCUCUCAGAAUGUCACCAUGUUAAUCGUGGGUCGAUUCAUCAACGGCCUUUGUGUUGGAAUAUGCUCAGCGCAAGUUCCUGUGUAUGUUGGGGAGCUCGCGCCUCCUCAUCUUAGGGGUUUAGUAAUGGGUGCUCAGCAAUGGGCCAUCACAUGGGGUGUUUUGAUCAUGUUUUAUAUAUCCUACGGCUCGUCCUUCCUCACAGGCCCCGUGGCUUUUCGGCUGCCUUGGGGUCUUCAGAUGAUUCCCGCAAUUUUCCUCUUCUUUGGUUUAUUGUUUACCCCCGAGUCUCCACGAUGGUUGGCAAAGAAAGAUCGCUGGGAGGAAUGCUGUCACGUUAUUUCUUCUAUUCAUGCGAACAACAACCUAGAUGACGAGUUUAUCCAGAUGGAGAUCCAGCAGCUCAAAGAUGCCUGUGAAUUAGAACGCGACAUGACCGAUGACACUUACUUUGAUCUGUUCCGGCCGCAUAUGAUUUGGCGGACGCACAUCGUCGUCUUCGUCCAGAUAUGGUGUCAACUAACUGGAAUUAACGCCAUUCUGUAUUACAUUACAUAUAUCUUUGGAAUGGCAGGUCUCAGUGGCAGUUCCAAUCUGGUGGCUUCAUCCAUCAGCUCUGUGAUCAACGUGGUUAUGACAGUACCAGCGCUUCUCUUCAUGGAUCGGAUCGGGCGUCGCCCAUUACUCAUAGGCGGUAGUAUCUCUCUUACUAUCUGGUGGACUAGUUGGUUGAUCACAGGAGCUCCUGCCAAGGUUGUUAUUGCUUGCUCCUAUCUCAUUGUGGCCUCUUUCGCCCCAACAUGGGGUCCUAUUGAGUGGGUGUAUCCAUCAGAACUGUUCCCCCUGCGUCUGCGAGGCAAGGCCGCUGCAUUGUCUACAGCCAGCAAUUGGGCAUUCAAUUUUGCUCUAAGCUAUUUCAUUCCGCCCGCUUUUGUCAACAUCACUUGGAAGACCUAUAUUAUUUUUGCCGUGUUCGCUUUCGCCAUGACCCUUCACGUUUUCUUCGUUUUUCCUGAGACAUCAGGCAGGACACUCGAGGAAGUUGAAGAUGCAUUCAAGGGUGUUAAGCUAGCUUGGAGAAUGGGAGAAGGCAAAUUUCAGGAUGAGGAGAGAACGGUCAAUCAUGAGACGAGGCAAAAAGAAAUUGGAGAGGCUAUGCAUGUUGAGGAUGCUCUAGAAUCCAUCUAG